Molecule: messenger RNA, 945 nt
Organism: Vanessa atalanta (red admiral)
Lineage: Eukaryota; Metazoa; Arthropoda; Insecta; Lepidoptera; Nymphalidae
Product: phorbol ester/diacylglycerol-binding protein unc-13-like
Exons: 10
Coding region: 1-945 (314 amino acids)
Biological process (GO): dense core granule priming; presynaptic dense core vesicle exocytosis; neuromuscular junction development
Cellular component (GO): synaptic vesicle membrane; presynaptic active zone cytoplasmic component; terminal bouton
Molecular function (GO): diacylglycerol binding; calmodulin binding; syntaxin-1 binding
Source: RefSeq, a predicted model, not a curated record
AUGAAUGUUAUGUUAAAUUGCCCACCAAAUGAUAAAAAUGAUAGUAAAAUAAAAAAGGCGCGCUAUGUUGGUUUACAAGCAACUCAAUUCAACACAUACGUGACACUCAAACUACAGAAUGUCAAGUCGACGACGGUGACAGUGAAGGGCCCGACUCCAUGCUGGGAGCAAGACUUCCUUUUUGAAAUCAACGAUAUCAAUCUGGGGCUGCUGGUGGAGGUGUGGAACAAAGGCGUCAUAUGGGAUCGCGCCCUCGGGUAUCACUACCUGCCUCUCACCUCCGUCGCUUAUGAUGAGCAAGAGUGCGGCGGGCGGUGGGUGGAGCUGGAGGCGCAGCUGAUGAUGCGCGGCGGCGCGGUGGUCGGCACCACCGGGCCCACUGGCCAUGCCUUGCUGUUGGACUGCCGGUUCGAGCCGCCUUUUGAUGCGGAAGGCACCGGAGGCGCCGAUCUUCAGCGCAAGCUGGACUUGCUCAACGGCGCCCUCGAUGCUGAGCGGGCGGAACAAGCGCGCCGACAGUUGCAGUACGUGGCACAUUCGGGUUACUCAGAAGAUUCAGACUAUACGUCGGAUCUAAACUACCCGGUCGGCCAACACGCUAACUGCAGCGCAUCGCAGUUCAGAAGCGCCGCGCAUCAGAUGCAUACUCCACAGAGGUCUUUGGAGGCAUCUCGUGAAAACUCUUAUGAAAGAGAUGAAUAUCACCUGCACGGCGAUAGUGACCCUCUCUAUUACAACAGCCAGCCUAGGACUAAUAGAAUAGAGACGUGGUCGCAGUUGCACGCACAGGCGAGUGUGGAAUCCGCUAUAUCAUGGCGGACGGCGGCAGAUUGGCAAUCUGGAGAGGAGCAGCGAAGGCCGAGUUUAGAGCGUCAGAAUACGUUAUAUGAUGACAGCAUAGGAUACGGGUACGACUCAUACACCGCUAGUACGCACAUUAGGUGA